This is a messenger RNA of Gamsiella multidivaricata, 1241 nucleotides long. RefSeq lists its product as uncharacterized. The record is from RefSeq and is a predicted model, not a curated record. The coding region runs from base 137 to 1099 and encodes 320 amino acids. Lineage: Eukaryota; Fungi; Mortierellomycota; Mortierellomycetes; Mortierellales; Mortierellaceae. The transcript is spliced from 2 exons.
CCCACAUGCAAAUGUCUACCAGAGACUUCGAAGUAGUAGUCGCCGUCUCCAAAGUAUAAAAACCUAUACUUGUUCGCCUACCAAUCCAUCCUCAACAGUCCUCCUCUCAACAUCGCAAGCAUCUUCUUCAGCCAAUAUGAAGGUCCCAUCCCUUCUCUCCAUUGCCGCAUUAGUGGCCGUGGUGACCGCGCAGUCCUCGGACAAUGCUGCCGAGUCCGCCGCUGUCACCAAGGGUGACGAUAUUGCCAGUAUGCCUCCUACCGAGAGCCUCGAUAAUGGCCUCGAGCCGCAACGUGGUGGUCCCACCUUGUUCACUGCCUGGUCCUCUCCCGGAUUCAAGGGUCACAAGCAGAGGAACAAGAACACCCCUGGCUGUUACCGUCUCGAUGGUGGUGCCGUCGGCAGCUUCGACGCCUCCCGCUCGUACAAGUAUGCCUUCUUUAAUGACAAUCGCUGCAAGAACAGGAUGAUCUACGGCUGGACAUCUGCACCCAUUAGGCGAUUUAACCCUCUGAUCUACCCCGGGUCCGUCAAGAUCCUCGAGGACAGGCCUGAGCCCCCUAGGCCUCAGCCUCCCAGGCCGCAACCUCCCAGACCUGAUCCCCCCAUGCCGCAGCCCCCCAGACCUCAUCCCUCCCAGCCUAACUCUCCUAGGCCUCAGCCUCCCAGGCCACAACCUCCCAGACCUCAACCUCCCAGGCCUCAACCCCCCAGACCUCAACCCCCCAAGCCGCAACCUCCCAGACCCGAGCCUCCCAGGCCCCAACCUCCUAGGCCUCAGCCUCCUAGGCCGCAACCUCCCAGACCUGAUCCCCCCAUGCCGCAGCCCCCCAGACCUCAUCCCUCCCAGCCUAACUCUCCUAGGCCUCAGCCUCCCAGGCCACAACCUCCCAGGCCUCAACCUCCCAGGCCUCAACCCCCCAGACCUCAACCCCCCAAGCCGCAACCUCCCAGACCCGAGCCUCCCAGGCCCCAACCUCCUAGGCCUCAGCCUCCUAGGCCGCAACCUCCCAGACCUGAGCCUCCUAGGCCUCGACCUCCCGGACCGCCACCUCCCUGGCCUCGACCCCCCGGACCUUGGAGGCAGGAAGAGGAUUAGGACGAUGAGCCCUCGCUCUGUCUACAUUUUCCACUAGACAGUGGCAAACUUACCAUGUCCCAGCAAACUUGGCAUGGCUUGUACAUAGCACAUUACUGAGCGGCACUACUAUAAUGUACGAAUAAACCGCUACAUCUUCAAG